This is a messenger RNA of Pochonia chlamydosporia 170, 804 nucleotides long. RefSeq names its product protein kinase-like protein. The transcript has 4 exons. The coding region runs from base 1 to 804 and encodes 267 amino acids. Lineage: Eukaryota; Fungi; Ascomycota; Sordariomycetes; Hypocreales; Clavicipitaceae. The record is from RefSeq and is a predicted model, not a curated record. Gene Ontology annotation, molecular function: ATP binding; protein kinase activity. Gene Ontology annotation, biological process: protein phosphorylation.
AUGUCAAAGAGAAGCCUUCUAACGCUCAAGGUUUGCACGACGCAAGUCACAGCAAAUGUGAACAAUGAGCUGGCUGUCUCUCGUCAUAUCGCCUCAAUCGAGGCGGCGGAACAUCCAGGCAAGCAACUUCUACGCGCGACUCGCGACGAUUUCCAAGUCGUUGGGCCGCAUGGCACGCACCAGUGCCUGGUUUUCAACCCGCUCGGCCUAACAUUUACGAAAUUUCGGAAUAAAUUUCCUGAUAAAGCUUUCAACAAAAAGCUGCUGCAGCAGACGUUGCAAUUGGUGCUAUUGGGUUUAGACUUCCUGCAUCAGGCAAACGUGGUACAUACAGACAUAUCACCAAAUAAUGUCCUACUAAGCAGCCCAGAUCCAUCCGUCUUUGAAAAGAUUGAACGAUCCGAGCUUGAACAGCCAUCUGCCCGGAAAAUUCUCUCAGAUCGCACAAUCUACGUUUCACAACCAAUGCCCAUUACCUUUGGCAUGCCAAUUAUAUGCGACUUUGGCGCAGCGAGAAUAGGCAACACUCACUCUGGCGACGUUAUGCCAGGUGUUUAUCGAGCGCCAGAGGUUAUCAUGGGUAUGGAGUGGGACUCAAAGAUUGACAUCUGGUCGGUUGGAGUUAUGAUAUGGGACCUGUUUGAGGGUGGUCGUUUGUUCCACGCGAUGAAAGAUGGGGUUCUGAAUGACGAACAGCAUCUAGCAGAAAUGGUGUCUUUAAUGGGACAACCUCCAAAACGAUUCUUGGAAGGGAGCCCAGAAUGCCGUCGAUACUGGGAUGCCGACGAUAAAGCCAUGGCCUGA